GGCUCUUUAAGGGCGGGCGACAUCACAAGGCUGCGGAAGGCCGGACAGCCGUGGAACUCCGGGGCCUUGGGCUGUUUCUGGAGCGCCUGCGGGCUCUGGAUUUCCACCUCCAUGGGGCCGCAGGCCCACACGUGAGCACCUGAAGACGUGGCCAUGGCCGAGGGCAGCGAGCUGAUGAACAGGCUCAUGAGUGAGAACGCAGACCUGAAGAAGCAGGUGCGCCUCAUGAAGGAGAACCAGAUGCUGAAGCGUCUGCUCAGUGAGAGCUGCCAGGAGCGCUGUGGUCUCGGGAGCCGAGACCUCCUCUUCACCAAGGUGCCCACCUACCCCGAGGACUGCUCGCCUGGGAGUGCAGUUGCAGACUUUGGAAGGUUCUCCAGCGCCCCCGAUGCACCCUCUCAGCUGCAGACGUCCUCCCUGGAGGACCUGCUGUGCUCGCACGCCCCCAUCUCCAGUGAGGACGACGCCUCCCCUGGCUGUGCAACCUCCACCCAGGUGCCCUUCAAGGCUUUCCUCAGUCCCCUCGAGCUGCGUGUACCCCGAGGCACUGACAGGAAGCUGUCCCCACUCCUGAGCCCCUUGCAGGACCCGCUGGCGGACAAGACCCUGCUGGAGCCCAGGGAGAUGGUCCGGCCCAAGAAAGUGUGCUUCUCGGAGAGCAGCCUGCCCUCUGGGGACAGGACCAGGAGGAGCUACUACCUUAACG
Leptonychotes weddellii (Weddell seal) is the source of this 706-nucleotide messenger RNA. RefSeq names its product speriolin-like protein. The record is from RefSeq and is a predicted model, not a curated record. Gene Ontology annotation, cellular component: centrosome; sperm head-tail coupling apparatus. Gene Ontology annotation, biological process: spermatogenesis. Gene Ontology annotation, molecular function: protein kinase A regulatory subunit binding. NCBI's taxonomy places the organism in Eukaryota, Metazoa, Chordata, Mammalia, Carnivora, Phocidae.